UCGCACUGGGUCGACAUCUGGACCGCGAUGCCUCAAUUGACUGAGCCAGGAAAUCUACCCCCAGACCCUUUUAAUGCUAGCUCGUUCGUCUUCUUCAAUACAACGCUUCGUCAGACACUUCGACUCACCCACCCUGCCUCCACGAUCCGUCUUCGACUUUCCAAUGCGUUUGGCCUGGAUGACCUCGAUGUCACCAACGUAUCUCUUGCUCAUCCAGUGAAGAAUGAGCUUGGAGCCAGUUCUAUCACUCCAAACACAGUUCACCCCAUUCUGUUUGAUGGCUUUCACGGCAUCAUCAUACCUCCAGGGAGUCUGGCUGUAUCUGACCCGAUUCAACUACCAUCGGCCAGGCUAAACACUACUCUCACCGUCGAUAUCUACCUCGCAGGCGGCCAAACAGGCGGAGCCAUAACCUCGCAUCCGGGGAGUCGAACAACCUCGUGGAUGCAGUUCGGAAACUCCAUCGGAACCACCAACUUCACCGAUGUAUCCGUAGCCAGCGUUGAACAUUGGUACUUUAUCAGCACCGUCGAGGCAUACCUGCCAAGCACAGUCAAAGCCUGCGCCAUUCUAGGAGACAGUAUCACCGACGGGAGGGGCAGUGACAACAAUCAAAACAAUCGAUGGCCCGACCUCCUCCUCAACCGGUUGCAAUCCACAAACUCCACCCUUCUCUCCCAAAUCCCCCUCCUCAACCAAGCCGCCGGCGGCAACCGCAUCCUCCACGACAGUCUCGGUCCCUCGCUGCUCUCGCGCAUCGACCGCGACGUCCUAGCCCACUCGCAAGUCCACUCCGCCAUCCUCUUCGAAGGAGUCAACGACAUCGGAACCGCCGACACCACACCCCUCGCCCAGACCAUCACAGGGGUCCGGAUGAUCCGCGCCUACCGCCAGAUCGUCACGCGACUACAUGCCGCCGGGAUCCCCGUCUUCGGGGCGACGAUCACGCCGUUCGGGACCCCGGCGAACUCAUCUGUGGUGCAGCCGUACUCUGAUGCGGAAAGGGAGCGGACCCGACAGCGCGUGAAUGCGUUUAUCCGGGAAAGUGGGGUGUUUGAUGCGGUGCUGGAUUUUGAUGCUGUGUUGCGGGAUCCGGAUCAUCCGGAGCAGUUGAGGGGGGAGUAUGACUCGGGAGAUCAUUUGCAUCCGAAUGUGGAAGGGUAUGAGGCUUUGGCGGAGUCAGUGGAUUUAGGGGUAUUCUUGAAGGCGCACGGUCUAUGAUUUGAUGGAGAGAAUGGCUGAGUACGGUAUAUACUCUCG
This is a messenger RNA of Aspergillus saccharolyticus JOP 1030-1, 1260 nucleotides long. RefSeq names its product SGNH/GDSL hydrolase family protein. The transcript has 4 exons. The record is from RefSeq and is a predicted model, not a curated record. The coding region runs from base 28 to 1221 and encodes 397 amino acids. NCBI's taxonomy places the organism in Eukaryota, Fungi, Ascomycota, Eurotiomycetes, Eurotiales, Aspergillaceae.